AUGCACGGACCGAUCUCCUUGAGAUGGCGCAAACGACGGCUGACCCUUGGCAUUAUCUUCUUCAUCACAACUGUGUUUCUCUUCUGGUACUUUGGAGCAUUCGGAGACAACUGGCAGUAUUCGCCAAAACCGGCCCCAAAACCACCAGCACAGCCAAAUGGACCGUUGGUCGUUACUCUUCCGGGCUACGGAUCCUUCCAAGGCACCCAAAUACUCAAAAACUUGAAAAAGACGGCAUCUUUGGAUCGGCCUGUGGAUGCAUGGAUGGGAAUAGAGUAUGCCACUCAGCCUGUUGAUCUUGAUCGAUUCAAGCCUGUCACAUGGCCCAAAGCUUUUGAUGGCACAAAAGAUGCAUCGUCCUCGGGACCCGCCUGCUUCCAGAAUAUGUAUGACUCGGUCGGGCAGUCUGAGGCUUGUCUGACCAUCAAUGUCUAUCGGCCAUCGAAUAUACCAAUGGGAAAGAAACUUCCCGCCUUGGUUUUCCUUCACGGGGGCUCUUUUGUCUUUGGUUCCCACCGGAGUUUUGAUGGUGCCACAUUUGUGGCGAAGAGUAAGCAGCCCUUGAUGGUGGUCACCGUGCAAUACCGUUUAGGCGCGCUGGGUACCCUUCCAGCCAAGUUUAUGGAAGAGGCAGACCUAUUGAACCUAGGUAUCCGCGAUCAAAGGUUAAUGCUGGAGUUUGUCCAAAAAUACAUUGGCGAGUUUGGCGGUGAUGCAGAUAAAAUUACUCUUGGAGGCCAGAGUGCGGGCGGUCAUUCCGUGGGUAUUCACUUGUUCCAUCAUUAUGGCGACGACGCAGGCAGGAAACCCUUGUUCAGCCAGGCUAUUCUCUCCUCCGGUUCUCCGACAGCGCGUGCAUUUCCUGGCGUGGAUAGCGCAUUGUACCAGCGACAAGUAGAGCAAUUUAUGGACUACAUUAAUUGUCCAUUGACGCCUGGGGCGGCAGCUCUCAAGUGUCUCCGCUCUGCGGAAGCCGAUGACAUUCAAUUCAUAUCGACCUCACUGUACAACGCACACAACUACAACAUUACUUGGCCGUGGCAACCAGUUUCCCCAGGCCCUUUGCUGGAAAAGCGCGGAUCACAAUCGGGCAAGGACGGCACAUUUUACAAAAUGCCCGUCUUGAUCUCCUCCACCACGGACGAAGGCAAGUCUUUUGCACCCCAAGAUCUACACCGCGCCGAAGAGUUUCUCAAUUUCUGGGCCAACCUCGCACCAGCUCUUUCAAACGCAGAUCUCGUUGAACUGGAGACAUUGUAUCCUGAAACAAACGCAAAGAAUCUACUUGCAAACACGAAUUAUGUCUCCUUGCAAUUUGAACGUAUUGCCGCAGCCUAUGGAGAUUAUGCGUACAUAUGCCCAGUGCAAGAUACAGCAACAAGACUUGCAUUGGCCGGUGCCCCCGUCUAUAAAGCAAGAUUCAAUACACCCAACUGGGCUCCUGCGUACAUGGGUGUUCCUCACGCGAGCGAUGCAGCGUACUUCAACGGACAGGCAAGAACGCAGUAUCCCGAAAUAGCAGACUUGUACAGUGCCUACUGGGCCAGCUUUGUCGCUAGCGGUGAUCCGAAUACACAUGCUGCAGCCGGUGCGCCGACAUGGGAAAAAUACACGGGUGCGGAGAAGAACGGUAUGCAGCUGGUGGUGAAUCCGCCCGAUAAGGGAGGUGCAAUUAUGGAAAAGGAGGAAGAGGGUAUCAGAAUGGAGCAAUGCAGAUGGUGGCGAGAUGAGGAUAGGGCGAUGAGACUGAACAAAUAG
Messenger RNA from Plenodomus lingam JN3, 1758 nucleotides. RefSeq lists its product as uncharacterized. Lineage: Eukaryota; Fungi; Ascomycota; Dothideomycetes; Pleosporales; Leptosphaeriaceae. The record is from RefSeq and is a predicted model, not a curated record.